Messenger RNA from Candidula unifasciata, 1677 nucleotides. NCBI's taxonomy places the organism in Eukaryota, Metazoa, Mollusca, Gastropoda, Stylommatophora, Geomitridae. The record is from the annotation of a GenBank genome assembly.
AUGAGUACGCCUUCUAGAUCUAAAUAUAUCUGGUCGUGCUUCGAAAAGAUGAUGGUGUCUGGACAAACUUUAAUGUGGCUGUCCCUUGCUGCCUGUUUGUUCUUUGUGUCGUUUCAAGGAUAUGCACUUCUUCUAUGUGUUUAUGGCAUUGCAUUCAUCUCAGGAUGGCUAGCAAUUGUUUAUCAUUUUGGCAAGCAGGCUGUGAGCAUAUCUGAAGACCAGAUGAAAUCUAAACUGAGCCAUUUUAGCUUUAAGGGCAUUGAGAAGGUUAAAGAAUCAAUGGAGCCAACAACCAAAAUCAAGAAUUUUGAUAAACGAAUGACUGGUGCCAGUGUAAUUGAUGAUGUACUGAAAGAGGUGUUGGAAUUUACAGUAAGAGAUUACAUCAAGACCUGGUACAGACAGAUCAGUGAUCAUGACAGUUUCCUUGUCGACUUCUGGCAGUGUGCGCAAAAAGUCAUCAUUACAUUCUCCAAUAGAUCCAAAGAAAUUGAUUGGAUGCCAUAUUUCACACAAAAACUGGUAGAUGACUUUGCCUCUCACAUACGCUUGUAUCGCAGAGCAACAGAUAGGACUUUUCAGACUAAAAGUGAAGACAUUGUGGCAACUCUAGAAAAUGCUUUCUUUGAUAUGGAGUGUGAGAUGGAUAACAUGUGCAGAGACCUGGUGUGUCUGAAGCCCGAAGCAGAAAGACAAUACCUGCAAGAUUUAAGUGAUGUAUUACUGUUUUUAUUAUUGCCAAAAGAAGAUUUCCACAAUAAACCAUUUCGCUACAUUGUGCGAGAAGUUCUAGUCAACGGAAUAUUCUUACCCUCAAUGGAUUUGUUAUCAGAUCCUGAUUACAUCAAUCAGUAUAUUGCAUGGCUGUGCCAGGAGUCCUCAUUUACACGUGAGACAUUUCUGACUGUGAUUCGCUCCAGCGACUCUAUGGAAGAACUGGAGGCAGUGAGAGCUAAAGUUGACAGUGACAUUGCCAAAUGGCGAUCCAAGGACACAGGCGGCAGUGAUGAUACUGCCAUCAAGCAGAACCUGAACAGCCUGAUGUUUCUCCGUGACACUUGUGAUAUGAGGAUUCGUCGCUUGUUAGAUGGUCCGCUCUCUGCAGAACCUAUACUUGAUGAGUUAGAGAGCUGCAGGUAUAACAGCCUCUGUGUUCUGACACUGGAUGAGAUCAUGACUAAUGCCACAGCUCUGCAGUCUUUCAUCGAAUAUGUGUCCAAUCGAGGAGGCCAGCAGUAUUUAUUUUUCUACUUGAAUGUUGAGGGCUUUAGAACAGCUGCAGGACAACAGAUUGCUGAAAUGCAGAAACAGUCACAUGACACAGCCACUGCAGUAGAACCAGAUCUGAAAUCUUUGCGUCGGGCUGCCAAUAUCAUUUUUGACCAGUAUCUUUCCGAAAAGGCUGUGUCAAGAUUGAAAAUAGAACCUGAAUUCAUCAAGUAUACGGUGCAGAAAAUGAACAACAAAAUGAUGUCCGAGGAUAUUUUUGAUACAGUCCAAGCCAGGGUGUACCAGAUCUUGCACUGUGAGUACUAUGAGGACUUCUUGCAUUGUCCCGCAUACAUUAAACUCUUAGGAGACUUGGGUUUGCUUAACAGUAAAGGAGAAGAUGGAGACAACCUGAGUGUAGAAGAAGAAGGAAGUGUGCCAACAGGUUCAGAAAGCUCACUGGGAAGU